GUUAAUAAUUGUGGUCUUCAGCUGGUUAUCCAGACCUCAUCGAUAACAGAUAAAAGCAAAUCGUUUGAAUUCAGGAUAAAUAAAGAACAGUCAUCUUUCCACAGUAGACUUCUGCAGCAUGAUCUGGAAAAAAACUAUUCAGGAAGGCAAGGAGACCAAAGAAUAUUAAGUCCUUUGGUGCGUAAUAAGCAGAUAUAUCUUCCAGUACCAUCCAGUCUGACAGACCUUUCUGGUUUGGAGUGGAAGCAGAAUACAGGUUCUUUACCAGGAUUUGGCGAGUCUUCUGUUCACACGCCUACAAAAUCCAGAUCCCGACCAAGCAGCCACAGUAUUAGUUUACAUGCUUCAGAUAACACAAAUUUUGGGAGCAGUUCAUCAAUAACAUUUCCUGUAUUACAACGUACUGCUGAAGAGAAAAUACUGAACUCUGAUAGACUUACCCUGGAAAGGCAAAAACUGACAGUAUGUCCAAUUAUCGAUGGGGAAGAUCAUCUUCGCCUUUUGAAUUUCCAACAUAACUUUAUAACCCGGAUCCAAAAUAUUUCUAAUCUGCAACAUCUGGUUUUCUUAGAUUUAUACGAUAAUCAGAUAGAGGAAAUAAGUGGUCUUUCAACUCUGAGAUCCCUAAGAGUCCUUUUGUUGGGAAAGAACAGAAUAAAGAAGAUCUCAAAUUUGGAGAACCUAAUAAAUCUUGAUGUUUUAGAUCUUCAUGGAAAUCAGAUUACUAAAAUAGAAAACAUCAGUCAUUUGAGUGAACUGAGAGUGUUAAACCUUGCCAGAAACCUACUAACCACUGUGGAAAACCUUAAUGGACUGGAUUCGCUCACAGAGCUCAACCUUCGUCACAAUCAAGUCUCUGCUAUAAAAGAUGUGGAUACUUUGCCCCGUCUCCAACAUCUCUUCCUCAGCUUCAACAAUAUAUCUAGUUUUGAGGAUAUUCUGUGCCUUGCUGAUUCCUCAUCUUUGUCAGAUAUCACCCUUGAUGGCAAUCCAAUAGCUCAGGAGACAUGGUACAAACACACUGUUCUUCAUCAUAUGAUGCAGCUCCGACAGCUAGAUAUGAAGAGAAUCACAGAAGAAGAAAGACGUAUGGCAUCUGUUGCAGCAAGGAAAGAGGAAGAAAGGAAGCGUGAAAGUCACAAACAGACCUUGCUUAAGGAAAAGAAACGGUUAACAAUUUGUAAUAUUGCUCGUCAGUGGGAAAUACAGCAGAAUCGAAUAGCUCUUGUGGCUUCUUUAAACCAAGAUAAAGAUAACGAACCCUGUCAGAUCAAUGGCAGUGCUGCAUAUGUAUUUCCUGAAGAAAGCAGGUCUCUUGAUACAAUAUUGAGCAGUGCAGUACAAGGCUUGUCUGUUCUUGAGUCGCAUUUGGUGGAAGUGGAAGGAGACACUCUUUGCUUGUAUGGUGCUGGAGCGCUGGAGUGCUUGGAUCGAAACUGGAGUGCUCAAACAGCUGGAAUUAUUGUCACAGUCUCCUUUAUGUUCAUAGAAUUCGAUGAAAUUGUUCAAGUGUUAACAAAACUGAAGAUAAAAUUUCCUAAUUCUGUGCACCUGAAGUUUAAGGAGACCAAUCUUGUGAUGCUGCAGCAAUUCAAUGCAUUAGCUCAGAUGCAUCGCAUUGAACAGUUGACAGUUGAUCCUCAAGGAAAUCCAGUUGUCAACUUUACUUUGUGGAAAUACUAUGUUCUGUUUAGACUGAACCAUUUUAAUCUACAGAAGAUAAAUGGAGUAAAGGUUACUGAAAAUGAUAUUGUAAUGGCAGAAAGGCUUUUUGGCAUUCUGGCAUAUGUAGCAUCUUCUGAGCUGCCACAUUAUCGCAUGCUUUCGUUAUUUGGAGAAUCUAGGAGGAAGCAAUUCCAUUAUCUGCUGGAGGGAAAGGGAAAGAAAUCUGGGAUUGGAAGUGAGGAAAGUAGUGAUAACAGAAGAAAUGGAGGAGAAAGCUCAACUCGAGUAAUGUUGAAUUACAUGACAAAGGACUUUCAUAUGGAAAAGCUUGAGGAAAUCAAGGAAAGAAAAACGUUUUGCCAGACAUACGUCGAGAACUUAGUGAAAGAAGCAGCUGACAUCAAUAUGAAAAAUGAGUCGUUGCAGAAGCUCUGGCCUCAGAUGUUCAUUGAGCUUGUCAGAGACGCAGUGAUAGAAAUACGCAAUAAAAAUUCCUACAUGAAACUCUGCUUACAGCGGAUCACUGAUCAAAAACAGUAGAGUCAAGGCUUGUCUUGCAAGCUUUUGCUUUCAGUGUUCUAUGAUGUUUUACAAACUUAAAACAAUAGAAUAUAAAAUUACCAUCACUAUGGCAUAUUUCACCUUCCCCUCAAAGGAAUGCCUUUAAAUCUUAAUUAACUCUUGAUAGUUUUGAAAGAAAAGUUUACUUGCAUACUGCUUUAACAAUACUUCCUUGGCUAAAGUGAUGAGAUAGCAUAGAGGUAACUUGGUGAUUGCAAUGUUUUAAAGUUCCUGUUUAUUUUUUUUCUGCUACCCUUGCUUCUG
This is a messenger RNA of Tauraco erythrolophus (red-crested turaco), 2490 nucleotides long. The record is from RefSeq and is a predicted model, not a curated record. Lineage: Eukaryota; Metazoa; Chordata; Aves; Musophagiformes; Musophagidae.